GGGAGGAACUCGUGCCACACAAGCGGAAACCUCUUGAGCUUCGAGCGGCGGCGCUAUUAGCAGUUUUAGUUGUCUUCAAAUAACAAACAUAUUGUGAGACGCGCAGGAAAAUAUUGUUCUUAAACAAUUAAAGAAUUCUACACCGAGGAAGCCGUAUCUCAAAGCACAAAAUAUAAAAAACACAGGAGUUAAAUGGAAAAGAAUUCGCUUGUGCUUCUGGUGUGAGGUACAGUGGAGCAAACUCGGAUGAGUUCGACUUUCGUUUUGACUGGUGAUUAAGGUACUUAAAGAUAAAGGAUGGCUUUCUGGAAUGAGAUAGUGAAACUGCACCAGUUCCUUCCUCAGUUCCAGGCCUUGUAUGCACAACGAUUCCCCAUUGAAGUCAGGCACUAUCUUGCCGAAUGGAUAGAGCAGCAGCCAUGGAGCUCCAUUCACAUAAACCCUUCCAAUGAAAACCUUGCCCGAAAUCUCUUGGACGCAAUGGUAUCUGAAUUACAGAAAGUGUCAAGUUGUAUGUCCUAUCCAGUGAAAUGCAAGCUCAAUGAGUAUGCUGUUGUUCUCAAGAAAACGUUUGAUCAACAGCCAUUAGAACUAGUGAAUAUUAUGAACUGCCUCUUGAUGCAGGAAAAUCGAUUAUUUCAGGAGCUUCAGCAAACUUGUGCCAGUGUUGCACCAGCUGUCACCUUACCAGCCCAACCUGUUCCGACCACCAACAGUGAAAGGAUAAAGCAGGAAGAUGCAAAUGUAUUACAGCAGCUUACUCUGCUGAAUGGCUUAAUCAAGACCAUUCAGAUGUACCGCAGUGCUACUCAGCAAACGAGUGAGGCUCCUGACCAGGAGCAGCAACAAUUGCCACCAUGCUACCAGUCUCACCACCUGCAGCAAGCAAAUAGCCCACUACCAGAAUUCACCAAGAGGGAGGAGCACAUAAAACAGCAAAAGAGCACAUGGGACGAUCACAGAAGGAAGAGAAAUUACAGCAUCUUGGAAGCGGUGAGAUCUCUGGAACAGGUCCAGGGCCUUGUGCUGAAUAUGAUUCAGGACUGGAAACGACGACUACAGCUGUCAGGAAAUGGUGCCUACUUUGAGGACAACCUGGGGUCACUUCAGGAAUGGUGUGAUAAACUUGCAGAAAUGAACUGUCAGAUUCAGCAAGAGCUCGGGCUAAUUAGCACACGGGAAGACAUUGCUAAUGAGCAGAUAUCUGGAGUGCCUGAGAAACUCUCCUCCUUACUCAAUAACUUGGUCAGAAGCGCAUUCCUCGUGGAAAAGCAACCUCCACAGGUACUAAAAACUCAAAGUAAGUUUUCUUCGACUGUUCGCUUUUUGCUUGGGGUGAAGUUAAAUGCCCCAACAAAGCCUCCUAUUGUGAAAGCCAUAAUCAUUACAGAGCAACAGGCCAGAGUUAUGAGACAGCAUGGGAACAUACACAGUGAAAAUACAGGAGAGAUCAUGAACAAUACCAGCUUAUUGGAGUUUAGCAAUGCUACAAAAACCACCAGCGCCAGCUUCAGGAAUAUGUCCUUAAAGAAAAUCAAACGCUCAGACCGCAGAGGGACCGAAUCGGUGACUGAGGAAAAGUUUGCUGUUCUGUUUUCUUCUGAACUCAGCAUUACAGGCAGUGAAAUGAAAUACCAUGUUCAGGCCACAUCACUGCCUAUUGUAGUAAUUGUUCACGGCAGUCAAGACAACAAUGCUACUGCUACAAUCUUGUGGGACAAUGCAUUCUCUGAAAUCGAAAGAUUGCCGUUCCAUGUACCAGAUAGAGUAUCAUGGUCUCAAAUGUGUGAAACACUCAAUAUGAAGUUUAUGUCGGAGGUACAGUCAACACAGGGCUUAUGCAAAGAGCAUUUUGUCUUCCUGGCACAGAAAAUAUUUGACGAGCAGAGCUACAGCAUUGAAGACUUCACCAACCGGAUGGUCUCUUGGUCUCAGUUUAACAAGGAAAACCUACCUGGAAGAACCUUCACUUUCUGGCAGUGGUUUGAUGGUGUGAUGGAGCUCACCAAGAAGCACCUGAAGGAUUACUGGAAUAAUGGGUUGAUCCUCGGUUUUGUAAGUAAGCAGUACGCUAACAGACUGCUUAAUCAACGAGUGAAUGGGACCUUUCUGCUGCGCUUCAGUGACUCUGAAAUUGGAGGGAUUACGAUAGCAUGGAUUGAUGAUUCUGAGAAAGGUGGCAGACAGGUAUACAAUGUUCAGCCUUUCACCACAAAGGAUUUAACUAUUCGAUCACUGGGAGAUCGUGUCCGAGAUAUUGAACGUCUGCUUUACCUGUAUCCCAGCAGACCCAAAGAUGAAGCAUUCAAAAAGUACUACACAAAGGAAGUGAAGGGAAAAGAUGGGUAUCUCCAUGCCGGAGUAAAGACUACAGUGAAUGGUGAACAAACACAAGUGGUGCCACAAGCCAUGGUCCCUUCGCCAGUAUCUCAGUCUUGUGUGUGUACUACGCCUGAAAUGCCAGGAUGGCCACAGAUCCCAUGCAACCCGAAUAAUAUCAACUACGAUAAGGGAGAUGCUACAGUUACCUCUUCCAUUUCAUUACCUCCUAAUAUGAUGACAACCAUGAGCCAGGGUGAAGACUUUCCAAAUGCAAUUCAGCGCAGCCAUCUCAUUAAUCCAUAUAGAACUGAGAAUGAUAUGGAAGUGAACUUUGAAGAUGAUCAGCAGUUUGUAAGAGGUGUGGAGAACAUUCCUGUACCCUCUGAAGUAGAGCUGAAUGCGCUCCUGAGCAUGAACACAAUGGAUAUGUCUCUCAUAAAUUCGACUGAGUUUUGAAAUGUCUGAGUGUUUAGGAAAGAGCAUUCUCAAGUGCCAAGUUAUGCAGGAGGCUUGUGUCACAAAAAGAGCUCAAUUACAUCAGUUGUUGAGCUUUGAACUAAGAUUUCUGUUCACUCGAUUAUGCAAUUUGCUGUACAAACUGCAAAAUUUGCUGUAAACCCAAUUUAACCGACUGUUAAUAGACAAUUUUCUUCUCUUUCCCUGUAAGGGAAAUGUCUACCUCUGAUUGGUGGUGUCUGGUGCCACAGAAAAGUUCAGGCCACCUCAAUUUCAACAGCAUUAUGUUUGGAGAUGCUGAGUGGAGGGCAGACACUUUUGUUCAAAUCUGUGGCCGAAGAAAAGCAGUUGGUAUGUUUGAGCACCUUGUGCAUUUAAAAUUGAAAUGAAAUUGAACAUAAACUUUCUUAGUAUGGGAAACUUAGUUCAGUUAAAUCUACUUAAAGCCAAUAUUUUCAUGAAUUCAAUUAGAGAUAUCAGGUGAAUUUAGCCCAGAAUAAAGUGAACAAGUUUGUAAGACUGAGAAUUUGCUCAAUGUACUGAGAAGAAGCUGUGGUUUCCAUGUUGUGAUUUUUUUGUUUUUUGGUAGCCAAGACGAGCUGAUGUGUUGUUUUAUAGCAUCUAUCAAACUUUCAUGACAGUCUGCUGAUGACUUAAACGUAUUUCUGCAAAAGAAUUGAAUUAAGUAAUGUAAAUAACACACAGUGGAAAUUUAGUACUUAAUUCAAAUUAUCAAGACAAUUCAAAGCAAUGUAAUAAUAUCUCGUAGCCUGGAAUAGUCACCCAUCUAUUGACAACACACACUGGCACAAAGAAGCUUUAUUUUCUAAUUCAAUAUUUAAAGAAUGUUGUAUGCCUGCAAUGAAACAAAAAUCCAAAAUUUCAAAUUUCCCUGUGUAUUUUUAAGAAGUUAAUAAUCUACAAAUUUGACAAUAGUAGUAAAUUGACAGUCUCACUCAGAGGCCACAGGACAGCUAGUGUGGGGAAACUGGUGCAGUUGGUGGAGCGAACAUAUUUUAUGGAAGAUGUACUGCAGAAGAUGGGGGUAAUGGCUGUAGCCGUAUAAAAAUUACAACGGUUGCAAUUUCAACAUCUGUAGGAUGCAAGAACCAAUGUUUUUUAGGGAAGCUAUUUUAAGAGAUGAGGGAGCCAUUUAAAAUCACUGCACUAAAUGGAUCUUUUAGCAGACUUGUGGUAAGGUUUACAAUGUAAUGUACAUUUGCUUUGCCAGGCUAUUCAGUUGGUUAAUGAAAAUAUCUAUACAGUUGUACAGAUUUUAACAAGUGCCAUAUUGGAACAGGCUGCAAGGAUUGUUUCACUAUUGUAAAUUAUGAACUUAAUCUCUAAGUGAUAAAAGUAUUGCACCAGACUUGUGAUCAAAGUUAUAACUCAUAGAAUAGGGAGAGUAGUGGCAUGGACAUGAAAUUAGCUGGGUGACAGGAAUUUGAGAAUAGUGGUUAAUGGUGUUUUUCGAACUGGAGGAAGGUUUGUACUGGAGUUUCCCAGGGUUCGGUGUUAGGACCCUUGCUCUUCUUGAUAUAUAUUAAUGAUCUAGACCUUGGGGUACAGGGCACAAUUUCAAAAUUUGCAGAUAAUAAAAACCUUGGAAGUAUUGUGAACAGUGAGGAGGAUAGUGUAGAAUUUCAAAAGGACGUAAACAGGUUGGUGGAAUGGGCAGAUGAAAUUUAAUGCAGAGAAGUGUGAAAGUGCUUCAUUUUGCUAGGAAGAACAUGGAGAGACAAUAUAAAUUAAAGGGUACAAUUCUAAAGUGGGUGCAGGAGCAGAGAGACCUGGGUGUAUAUGUGCAUAAAAUCAUUGAAGGUGGCAGGACAGGUUGGGAGAGCAGUUAAUAAGCCUAUGAUGCUGUAUGUUUUUAUUAAUAGGGCAUAGAGUACAAGAACAAGGAGGCUAUGAUAAACUUGUAUAGAACACUGGUUCGGCCUCUACUAGAGUAUUGUGUCCAGUUCUGGCUGCCACGCUUUUUAGGAAGGGUGUGAAGGCUUUAAAGAGGGUGCAGAAAAGAUUCACGAGAUUGGUCCCAGGGAUGGGGAACUUCAGUUACUUAUAGAUUGGAGAGGUUUGGGACUGUUCUCCUUGGAGAGGAGAAGGCUGAGGGAGAUUUGAUAGAGGUGUUCAGAAUCACGAGGGGACUGAACAGAGUAGAUAGGGAAAAACUGUUCCCAUUGGUGGAAGGAUAGAGAACAAGAGGGCACGGACUUAAGGUAAUUGACGAAAGAAGAAAUGAAGACAUGAGGAAAAACUUUUUCACACAGUGAGUGGUUAGGAUCUGGAAUACAGUGAGUGUGGUAGAGAUGGAUUCAAUUGAGGUAAUUAAAAAGGAAUUGGAUUAUUAUCUGAAAAGGAAGAACGUGCAGGGUUACGGGGAGAAGGCCUACGGGGAGUGCGGCACUAGGUAAAUCGCUCCUCCGGAGAGUCAGAGCAGACAUAAUGGGGUGAAUGGCCUCCUUCUGUGCUGUAACCAUUCUGUGAUUCUGUAAAAUAAAGAAUUUAUUUGGUUAAUGUAGUUUUCACACAAAUCAAGAACAUGAUGCACAGAUCAUGAAAUACAUAAAUGACUCAUCGAUCCCACUCCUCCCAUUAUCCCCGUACAUUCUACCCUAUCAUGAACUCUGCUCACCCAUUUAACCUCCUUCCACACACCAUAUAAUCUCUAAUCCUAUCAUUGGACUCUACCCACCCAUUUAAUCUAGUGAGGGAAAGCUCUGUAUAUCCUCACUGAUCUUCAAGGGUAAUCCAAACCAGAAUAUACACCCUUCUUCACAUUUUAACUAUUCAAACUUGGCUUGCUGCCCCCCACUGGGAACAUUCCCUUCCCCUCUUCCCUCCAUUGUCUCCGUCUAUACCUAUUUAUGUAAACUAGAGUCUGGUGCAAAAGCAUGAUCUACAAAUGGCCUGUUUCUAUUUGCACUGUUACAUUAGCUGAUAAGAGUUGACAUGCUUCAAUUUGACUUCCUAGAAUGCUGCCCUCUACAGACUCCAUGGAGGUAACUCCUUGAUUGACUUCUACUUGCAUGAUAUAUAGUACAGUAUCGCAGUUUUUGUAAUCCUCUGUACAUAUUAUGAAAUCAUAACCCUGAAUGGAAUUUUGUGGGGCUUGACCCUAUACAGUCAUAUAAACUAGGUGCUUUUUCACUUUAUCAUUAAUGCAGUUUGGCUGUAGCUUGUUUUCUGUAUUGGUGACUUGACUCAUUCUAUUUUGAUUUUCCAUUUGCACUCACUGUUUAAGGCACAAAAAUUAUUCUUACAAAGUGAAUGCUACCAGCCUGUAUAAAGGCUGAAAUAAAAGUCCUAGAUAUUA
Molecule: messenger RNA, 6097 nt
Organism: Carcharodon carcharias (great white shark)
Lineage: Eukaryota; Metazoa; Chordata; Chondrichthyes; Lamniformes; Lamnidae
Product: signal transducer and activator of transcription 5B-like
Exons: 21
Coding region: 298-2778 (826 amino acids)
Biological process (GO): growth hormone receptor signaling pathway via JAK-STAT; defense response; cell surface receptor signaling pathway via JAK-STAT
Molecular function (GO): DNA-binding transcription factor activity, RNA polymerase II-specific; RNA polymerase II cis-regulatory region sequence-specific DNA binding
Source: RefSeq, a predicted model, not a curated record